AUGCAUUCUUCAGUCGCUUUUCUCAUUGCAGCCCUGGCCACAGGCGCGCUAGCCCUCCCUGUCACCAACACGACCACUACCUCCAACUACUGCGGCUAUGGUACCAACGCCGAUGGCUCUUGCAUCCUCCCCACUAGCACCACCAGCUCUGUUUCUUCCACUACCACUUCGACCUUCUGGUGUGGCUAUGGCACUGCUCUUGACGGCAAAUGCAACCCCCCGCCGACAACAACCAGCGAAAGUACAAGCACCACCACUUCGACCUUCUGGUGUGGCUUUGGCACCGCUCUUGACGGCAAAUGCAACCCCCCGCCGACAACAACCAGCGAAAGUACAAGCACCACCACUUCGACCUUCUGGUGUGGCUUUGGCACCGCUCUUGACGGCAAAUGCAACCCCCCGCCGACAACAACCAGCGAAAGUACAAGCACCACCACUUCGACCUUCUGGUGUGGCUUUGGCACCGCUCUUGACGGCAAAUGCAACCCCCCGCCGACAACAACCAGCGAGAGUACAAGCACCACCACUUCGACCUUCUGGUGUGGCUUUGGCACCGCUCUUGACGGCAAAUGCAACCCCCCGCCGACAACAACGAGCGAGAGUACAAGCACCACCACUUCGGUCUCCCACUACUGCGGUUUUGGCACUGCGCUUGACGGCAAGUGCAGCCCUCCCCCCUCCACCACGACUACUGAGACCACGACCACUGAGACCACGACCCCGGCGCCGACCACCACCACCACCACUACCCCAGUCUCCCACUACUGCGGCUUCGGGACUGCUCUAGACGGCAAGUGCAAACCGGCGCCACCAAAGACCACCAGCUCGUCGGCCAGCAAGAGCACCACCACCCCCGUGUCUCACUACUGCGGUUUUGGAACCGGCCGCGAUGGCCAGUGCAAUCCCCCGCCACCAAAGACCACCACCACCACUACCACCACCACCACUACCACCACCACCACUGGCUGCCCGACCCCGACCACUGUCACUGUCACUGUCACCGCCACUCCCACCUGGACCCACGGCUUCUACUACCGCCCGGGUGAGUGCGCCAACUGCGAGACCAUCACCUUCACCAACAAGGCGGGAGCGCACUUCACCAUGGCUGUUCCCACCAACCCGUGGGCCACGAGCAGCACCACGACUGCCACCCCCACCCCCACCGCCGCCGUCAAAAAGGGCCACCACUGGAGCUCUUGA
Messenger RNA from Capronia epimyces CBS 606.96, 1200 nucleotides. RefSeq lists its product as uncharacterized. Bases 1 to 1200 code for a protein of 399 amino acids. Lineage: Eukaryota; Fungi; Ascomycota; Eurotiomycetes; Chaetothyriales; Herpotrichiellaceae. The record is from RefSeq and is a predicted model, not a curated record. The transcript has a single exon.